CUUACCUCUGUCUCCUGUAUUUGCCAUGGCCAUCAAGCGCACCAUGCAGCUCCUCAUCCCAUCCUUGUUCCUCUUCUCCCUAGCCCUUGCCGUCACCGGCACCGAGUCAUCAUCGUCGUCGGCAACGGCGACAGCAACGAAGACGACAACACACCUCCGUUUCUACAUGCACGAUGUCAUCACGGCCACGCCACCAUCAUACCCGGUGGCGACGGCAGUGCAAGUCAUCAAUGGCACGGUGCCGCUGCCCAACGACCCCACGACGCACUUCGGCGACAUGUUCGCCAUCGACGACCUGCUGACGGCGGGGCCCGACCCCACGGCGCCGUCCGCCGAGGUCGGCAGGGCGCAGGGGUUCUUCCAGUUCGCGUCGCUCACGGAGUACGCGCUGCUGCUCAGCGCCAACUUCGUGUUCACGGCGGGCUCCGGGAAACACAACAGGAGCACCGUGGCCGUGCUCGCCAGGGACGUCAUUUUUGACGAUGUUAGGGAGCUGCCGGUUGUCGGGGGCACCGGCGGGUUCCGUGGAGCCACUGGGUAUGGCCUGAUGCGGACGCACUCCAUUGACACCGUUGGGAAGAACGCCGUGCUGCUGAUUGACUUGUACCUGGAUGUGUAGCAAGCAGUGUGUAGGGCACGACAAGCAUUUGCAGAAUCUUAACUUCUUUUUUCAUGCAAGUUGCUCUGUUGCUCUGCGCUUUUUUAACUGUGCGUCUCGUUCUAUGGCCAUCGAUGUCUUCAACAGGUCAGCGCUUCCAGGUUCACGCGUUUAAUUAGUGUGUGUUCUUGCAUGAUUCAUGAAGAGAAAAAUGUAACGAGUGCACUGGUACAACAUAUUGACCUUGUUUUGUUUA
Brachypodium distachyon (stiff brome) is the source of this 854-nucleotide messenger RNA. Its product is annotated as dirigent protein 21-like. NCBI's taxonomy places the organism in Eukaryota, Viridiplantae, Streptophyta, Magnoliopsida, Poales, Poaceae. The coding region runs from base 26 to 619 and encodes 197 amino acids. The record is from RefSeq and is a predicted model, not a curated record. The transcript has a single exon.